AUCAUGGCAGAUGAUCAGCAAACAAGCAUUCCCUUAUUGGAAGAUUCAACUCCAAAAGUACAUCCUCCAAAUGAAGAUGAAGAUAUUGUAAGACGGGUGUGGAUUGAAUCGAAGAAGCUAUGGCAUAUCGUCGCCCCUGCAAUCUUAAGCAGAGUAAGCACCCAUUCCGUCAUGGUAACUUCCCAAGCCUUCGCCGGCCGUUUGGGUGACCUUGACCUUGCCGCCAUUUCCAUCGCCCUUAAUGUCAUCAUCGGCUUUGACUUGGGACUUAUGAUGGGAAUGGCUAGCGCACUGGAGACAUUAUGUGGGCAGGCGUAUGGGGCGAAGAAGCAUUACAUGCUGGGAGUCUAUUUACAACGCUCAUGGAUGGUUCUCUUCAUUUGCUGCGUUUUGCUCUUGCCUGUAUUCCUGUUCGCAUCUCCCAUUCUGAAGGUGAUAGGUUUGAGUGACGAGUUGGCGGAUCUAGCGGGAGUUUUAGCAAGAUGGUUGAUUCCGUUGCAUUUCAGCUUUGCGUUUUACUUCCCAUUACAGAGGUUUUUGCAGAGCCAAGUGAAGGCCAGGGCGAUUAUGUGGGUGGCGGUGGUGGGGCUUGUAGUGCACGUGGCGGCCAGUUGGGUGUUUGUGGGUUUGUUGAAGAUGGGGGUGGUGGGAAUUGCGGUGGCAGUGGAUAUUUCUUGGUGGGUUCUGCCUAUUGGGCUGAUGGCUUACAGCGCCGGCGGUGGCUGCCCUGACACUUGGACUGGAUGCUCCUUCGAAGCUCUCUCUGGUCUUUGGGAUUUUCUUAAACUCUCUGCUGCUUCAGGGGUUAUGCUAUGCCUAGAGAAUUGGUACUACAAAAUAUUGAUAGUGAUGACGGGGAAUAUGAAGAACGCCAAGAUUGAAGUGGAUGCUUUAUCUAUAUGCAUGGGUAUCAACGGAUUAGAAUUUAUGAUUCCUCUAGCAUUCUUUGCGGGUACAGGAGUAAGAGUGGCAAAUGAGCUUGGAGCCGGCAAUGGAAAAGAAGCCAAGUUUGCAGCCAUUGUCUCAUCGACAACAUCAUUAAUAAUUGGGCUUGUAUUUUGUUGUCUGAUUGUGAUAUUUCACGACAAAUUUGGUCUUCUUUUCUCCUCUAGUGACAUUGUUCUUCAAGAAGUCAAUAAACUUAGCAUCCUCUUGGCCUUCACUAUUCUCUUCAACAGUGUCCAGCCAAUCCUCUCCGGAGUGGCGGUUGGAUCAGGUUGGCAAUCUUAUGUAGCCUAUAUAAACUUGGGUUGCUAUUAUUUCAUUGGUUUGCCUCUUGGAAUUUUGACACUUUGGUUUACGGAACUUGGUGUUAAGGGAAUUUGGAUGGGAAUGAUAUUUGGAGGAACAGGAAUCCAAACGCUGAUAUUGCUCAUUAUUACUAUUCGAUGUGAUUGGGAAGGGGAGGCUAAGAAAGCAAGUUUGCGGAUGCAGAAAUGGACAGAUCAAAAGUUUUCGCCAAAUGAAUGAUUUUUUUUUUUUUACAUGUAAUACAUCGAAUUCUAUAGAAAUUAUCC
Benincasa hispida (wax gourd) is the source of this 1517-nucleotide messenger RNA. Its product is annotated as protein DETOXIFICATION 27-like. Gene Ontology annotation, biological process: xenobiotic detoxification by transmembrane export across the plasma membrane. Gene Ontology annotation, molecular function: xenobiotic transmembrane transporter activity; antiporter activity. Lineage: Eukaryota; Viridiplantae; Streptophyta; Magnoliopsida; Cucurbitales; Cucurbitaceae. Gene Ontology annotation, cellular component: membrane. The record is from RefSeq and is a predicted model, not a curated record.